Molecule: messenger RNA, 1125 nt
Organism: Lactuca saligna
Lineage: Eukaryota; Viridiplantae; Streptophyta; Magnoliopsida; Asterales; Asteraceae
Source: the annotation of a GenBank genome assembly
CAACAAUUUGAAAGAAUGAAGAAUGUGAACAAGUUUUUAUACUAUAUGAAAAUCGAUUUUUUAAAUGUGAAAACUGAAUUUUGGAAUCGGUUUCUAAUAUUCUAUCAAGUCAAACCGAAUUAGUUUCACCUGGAUCGGUUUCUAAUAACGAAGGAUAAGGUAAAGGUUAAAUUGAAACUUGGGCCUUAAUUUAUGGGAUUAACCCUUAUAUAGAUUCUUAUAUCAAUCGCUUCUCAACGAAAUCAUUUUUAUGCGUCUUUUUCCACACAAUUACGCUCAGUAGUAUAUAUCGAAUCCAUGGCUCGUUUCCUCUCGCAAACCCUAAUUCGAACUGUAUCACCAUCUUCGAAUUCCUUGCAAACAUUCAAAUUAGGGAUAUCGCAGCGGAGUCGAUUCUCCAGCCGGUCGGGAAAAGCCCAAAUGAUUGAAAUCGACCUUGAAUCGGAAGGAGAUGUAGAGGUUCUAGGGUUAAGAAAACUUGAUGAUGUUAUCCACAAUCUCAUCGUGAGGCAAUCGGCUCCGGAUUGGCUCCCUUUCAUUCCCGGUUCAUCAUACUGGGUGCCUCCUCGUCGCCACCGACCGGAAUCUCACGACCUCUUCGAAGUCCUGAAUCAAAUUACCAAUCCAUUGACCGAGGACGAAUCUAUGUCCCUUAGUACGUCGCGUGGUUGGCCUUCAUCAGCUUAUUUCAUUGAAGGUACUUCCCCUACGCAUCCUGUGGAGGUGAAAAUUCAAAACAAUCAGGAGAAUAGUAUGCCAAUGCCUAUGUCUGGGCCCACAGAAGAGGAAGGAUGAACAAUGAACUCUCACAUCACAAUUCACAGCUACAACAAGUGAAAACAUUAAAUUAUUUACAAUUUGAUUUCAUGAUUGUUAAGUUACGAGUUUUAAUGGUUUCACUAGCUUCGUACUGUAGACUGUAGAUAUAUAUAUGUAUUUUAUUUUUAUAUAGAAAGGUAGAAGCCAAGCCAUCUUGUUUGUUUGUACAGAAUUUCGUGCUUGUUUUCAUGUCGAAUCCCCUAAUUAGUAUGAGGUUACUUAAUGUAUUAAUAAUUUAAUCUGUUGGAGUUUUCUUCUAUUUAUUCUGCAAACUGAAAAAGGGCCCUUUUUCAUAAGAUGCAAGCU